AUGGCGAAUGCAGCUUGCCACUUUAAUUACCUCGCCUACCAACCGUCGACUGAGUGGAAAUGCGAGCCCUACCCUUUUUUCUCCCCGACGUCCCCGAAAGCGUUCGCCAUCUUUCACCCGUAUUAUUACGUGGACCCUCGGCCGCGGCCUAGACAGCGUUCACGACCCCGACACCGACACACAAAGACACACCCGCCACAGUCACGCUCGCCGCAACACUCCUCACCACAGCCGUCGCCGCCACACCAUUCCUAUCAUUCACCUAUACGCUCAAGCACUGCUAAUUCCGUAGAUACUUCAACGCAAUCAAAUCAUCACCAUCAUCACCACCACCACCGUCACCAUCAUCAUCGCCGUCACCGAGACUCUAGAUCACCUUCUCACCAUAAAGCGCGCCACCACCAGGUCGAAGAGGAGAACCACUAUCACGAGCCGCAACGCAUACCUCUUCACCGAGAUCGCAAUCGUCGACAUCGUGGUCGAAGCCAAGAAUUUCUCGACGAAGACGAAGACUCGCUUCACGAGCCGCACUGCACGCAGUACCAAAGAAGUCAUUCACAACUGUCGCAGCAUUACCAGCAGCCCAAGAAUCUGCCCGAGAGAGAGUCAGACUCCGAAGAUUCAUUCCACGCCCCACAUUGUCAACAGGGGCAGAAGUAUAGGCGACCUCGACGGGUUCAAGUCCUGCAAAAUCAUCGCGAAGCGAACGAUAGCGACUGCUCCUAUCACAAGCCCGACUGUCCAUUCCAGAAGCAAAAUCAGUCUGCUCAGCAACAGAAACAGAUUCAGCCAGAAGUUCCACCCCGCGCGCAGACACCUCUUUCUGCAACACCUCAGGAAGACAGCGAUUCGUACCACGAACCCCACUGCUCCCACUAUCAAAAGAAGCACCAGCAGCAGCAGAAACUUCAACCACCGCCAAAAAGUGACUCGCAACAGCCAGAACUAAAUCAAGUCAGUGACGACGGCUCCUACCACGAGCCGCAUUGCAGUCAAUAUCAGCAAAAGAGAGCUCAAAAACUCCAACAGCAACAAGCCAAGUCCGGUGAAGAGAGCGACAAUUUUCGAAAGACUCAUUCCCGGUUUCAGGAUCACACUCGUUCACCGUCGCGUUCCGACUCGAAGGAAGAAUGUGAUGACAACGAAUCUUUUCACGAGCCAAACUGUCCCUAUCAGAGUCAACAAAGCUUACGGACAGUCACUUCCCCUUCGCCCGAAGACAAGGAUUCUGAUAUUAAAGACAACGAUUCGUAUCACGAGCCCUACUGCAGCCAAUACCAAGCUCACAAACAGGCCAAGCAGCAACAGCAAGCAAAAGCAACAACUGACGACUCCGAGGAUCUGCAAGAACCCUCACCUUCCACACUUCAAAGUAAAGAUUCAAGGCGUACUGACGUUGAGUCUGACGAAUCAUUCCACGAGCCGCACUGCAAGUACUCCUCCAAUCAGUACAUUAACUAUCCCCUUCCAGUCCAGAUUGAGAGACCAACAAGGGCUCCUCCAGUUCCACCUCAGUCUUCGCAAAACCAAACCUAUGUCAACCAGGUUGAACCUUACUACCGGUUGACCGACGACAACCUUUACAUCAAUACUGUUGCUUUGGCUAACUCCCUUCUGCUUAACGAACUUGAUCAGCAGCAGAAAAACCAGCGUCAGCAGCAGCAACAGCAAGGAGCCAAACACCCUCCAGAGACUCUUGUUGCAGCAUUCGAUCAGUCAUCUGAGGGUUUAUCACAGCCAAGUUCUUCACAACGCACCAGCCACCCUCCAGAGGUGCACCAAACAUCUACUCGAGCAAAGCAGCAUCGUUACGCUACUCACAAACCACGAUCUCGUACUCGCUUCGCUCCAGCAUCCGGACAGGAAACUCCUCCAUCACCUGUUCACCAAACGCCUUCACCAUCACCUAAAACACCAUCACCACACUCACCCCAAAGUCCAUCACAACGCUCUCUUUCUCCUGUUUCACCAGCAUCCCCUCCUUCGCCGCCAUCUCCUCCUAGGGCACCCACUCCUCCAACUCCCACAUCCUUCUCGCUUCCAUCUCAUUCUCCGAAUUUCUUCUUCUCUCAACCUCACUCGCCGACGUCUCGCUCGGAGUCAGUAUCUCUUCCUCCUCUAUCUCACUACAUUCCCGCCUUUUCUCACCUGCUUCCUCUUUACACUGCCAACGGCACUCGUCAUUCUGUUGGCGAACUCAACGACUAUCACCAUCUGUUACGGUGGCCGGGCGACCUUCUCCGCCACCAGGUCCUACCUCGAUCUGCCGACUUUGCUCCUCAUUUGGUGCGACAAUUUCUUUUCCCGCCUCACCACUUAGAGGCGGCCGUGACUUCUUGCUACGCACAUCCUUCGUAUCACUGCGCUAGUCACAUUACGAUGGGGAACAAGCUAUCUUGCUCUUGUGCUCCCCUCAUGAAGAAAGCUGGGUAUAGAUAUGAAGACAGUCCUUGGAAUCCUGGCAAACGUAGAGACGGGCACCUACUCAGGUUGUGGGCCGAAGUGUUUCACGUAUCCUCGAGUGGUGCCGGCACUGUCAAGUGGCAACAAGUGUCCGAGGAUCUCGUACCUGUCAACAUAACCUGUAUUCAGGACACGCCUGAGUGUGUCUUCCACAUCACGGCCUACAACUCACAAGUCGAGAAAAUUCUUGAUGUUCGACUUAUUCAACCUGGCACGCGUAUCGGGCAGGCGUCGGAGUGCUUCGUCUACUGGAAGGAUCCCGCCACCAAUGACACCUGGGGCCUCAACUUCACCUCGCCCAUCGACGCUAAGGCCUUCCGCGAGUGUUGCUCGCCGUCGUUCAAGUUCUCGCGCAAGGCCUCGUCUUCGUACUCUCUGAAGCUGGACCACGGUCGAGGUGGUAACGCUACGCAGGCCGGCCAGACGAGCGGCAAGGGCGUUGCCAAAGGGCGACGUAAGCCCGUAAGCACACCCGCGUCGCCCUCGCGCUCAGGUCGAGAGCCGCAAUGCACCUGCAUGACAGCCGAGCAGUACGCCAGGCUGCGAGCGCAAGACCCCAGAUUCCGAGGCGUGUCGACUCUGCCGCGGCCGACGCAGGGCCAAGGCAGGAGUGGUGAGGUCGAAGCCAGAACUGGUCAGGCCACUGCCACCGCCAACCAUGGUGCGCAGUCGUCUCAGGUACAGCAACAGCAACAACAGCAAUUGCAGCAGCAUCAACAACAACAGCAGCAGCAGCAACAACAACAGCAACUAUCACAACAGCAGCAAUCUUCUAUUUAUGACACAGUUGCGUCGCGUCGUGGUGUCGUGGACAGUUACGGAGCUGGGCGAGGGCGCUCGGCCCUUCACUCGUCGCAGGUCUCCCUCCAGCAGCAGCAGCAGAAGGCCUCUUCCAUGCCCCGUCGUGAGGUUGAGGCCAUGAGAGGUGGCGCUGGUGGGGCUGCCGACAACAGGAGCCUCCGCGGCAGCCGGCGCGACAUCGCCUCCAAGAGCGUCGACUACUCGGAGAUGGACAACGCGCAGGACUCCGACACCCUGAGACGUCGCGCCCGCAGUCGCAGCACUGACGACGUCACUAAAGGUGAAAUGAGAGUCAGCAGCGGCAUUCUUAAGAAGAUGUUAAAGCCUAUUGACACCGAGCAAGAGGAACCCUGGAUACGGGGCGGCAGUGGUGGCUGGCGGCAGUCGAGCGAAGCUUUUCUUUCAUCUGAAGAUCUUGCUGAGUCGCCCUCUUCUGAGCACCAGCUUUACGACGCUAACUGCUACGCCACGACGCCAUCACCAAGUAACUCAGAAGGCGGAGGUGGCAGCGACUCUCAAGCACCUGCGGAUGAGUCGCCGACGACGCAGCUGCUGCAGGAGUACGAAAUGCACCUGCGCAACACGCUCGCAAAGGGCAUGGAUGCUGAGAGCUACAGCCUGCAUACCUUUGAACAGCUCCUUACACAGAGCAUGGAGAACCUCGAGCGCGCCGGAGCGAUGCAUUCAUCUCUUUCGCUCCAACAACAAAAACAACAAAUACACCAACACUACCAACAAAAACUGUUGCAACAGAAACAAUUACAACUGCGCAAACAGCAACAACAACAACAGCAACAGCAGCAGUACCAACAACAAUUCCAAGGACCUCACGUUAAAAUCCAUCCUCCCAGCGAGAGCGGCAAAAGGAUGAUCGAAGGCGGCCCCGGUGGGGUGGGUGGCGGGAAGGCAGUUGGCGGUGAACGCGGUGCCGACCGGCGGGAUGAGCGGCCCGGUGAACACUCGGGCUACUUUAGCGACCGCAAUGAAUCUUUCGGCAGUCGCCGUGACCUUUACGAUCGCGGCUACACCAGCGACCACGACCGCCGAUUUUACGACCGACAAGACAGCGUGCGUUCAGGGUACACUAGCGACCACGAGCGCGGCUACGCGAGCGACCGAGACUCCCGCGGGUACGUUAGCGAUCGCGCCGGCGGGGCAAUGACGGACAGAGAACGCGGGUACAUGAGCGACCGUGAACGCGGCUACCUCAGUGACCGUGAACGCGGCGGCUACACGAACAACCGUGAACGCGGAUACUUCAGUGACCGUGAACGCGGUUACAUGAGUGAUCGUGAACGCGGCUACAUGAGUGACAGGGAACGUGGCUACAUGAGUGAUCGCGACUCACGGGGCUAUGCCAGUGACCGUGAGCGUGGAUACUACAGCGACCGUGAGCACACGGCGCUCAUUGCUCAAGCGUCCAUGGAGAGCACAGACUCACGUCUCUGCUAUCUCACUUCGUCUGAGUACUUCAGCACACAAACGGCGACGCAGUACCUCGGCACACAAACAGCGACGCAGUACCUUUGGAUGGCCGUGCCACAUGGAUGGCCGUGCCACAUGGAUGGCACCGCCACAUGGAUGGCACCGCCACAUGGAUGGCACCGCCACAUGGAUGGCCGCGCCGCAUGGAUGGCACCGCCACAUGGAUGGCACCGCCACAUGGAUGGCACCGCCACAUGGAUGGCACCGCCACAUGGAUGGCAUCGUCACAUGGAUGGCACCACCACAUGGAUGGCACCGCCACAUGGAUGGCCGCGCCGCAUGGAUGGCACCGCCACAUGGAUGGCAGCGCCGCAUGGAUGGCACCGCCGCAUGGAUGGCACCGCCACAUGGGUGGCACCGCCACAUGGAUGGCACCGCCACAUGGAUGGCUGUGCCACCAGCACCAUGGACGUCUCUCAUACGAGCUCAAGCUGUUAA
Molecule: messenger RNA, 5187 nt
Organism: Hyalella azteca
Lineage: Eukaryota; Metazoa; Arthropoda; Malacostraca; Amphipoda; Hyalellidae
Exons: 11
Coding region: 1-5187 (1728 amino acids)
Biological process (GO): positive regulation of axonogenesis; small GTPase-mediated signal transduction; activation of GTPase activity
Cellular component (GO): membrane; synapse
Molecular function (GO): guanyl-nucleotide exchange factor activity
Source: RefSeq, a predicted model, not a curated record